AUGGCGUCAUAUCUAGAUCUCCUUCUGGGCAACCCCCAGUAUGCCGUCUUUUGCGGCGUCACUCUAUUCACUCUCUUUGUCGUACGAUACUCUUUAUUCGGCCAUCUUACAAAGUUUCCGGUCUUGAAUCCGAAAAAAUCACUAGAGCUUACCAGCAACCGUGUAAUUCAGGACUUCAUUAUCGACAGCAAGAAUAUUCUCACAAAUGGCAGAGCUUUGUAUAAGGACCAGCCGUACAGGGCUUACACAGACUGGGGAAAAGUAGUGGUGAUUCCACCCCAGUUUCUCGAUGCGCUGAAGAGCCAUAAGCAACUGGACUUUACGAUCCCUGCUGAAGAUGACUCUCACGCAUAUGUUCCUGGAUUUGAGCCUUUUGUUUCUGACCCAAACAUUUCAAAAGUUGUUACCAAGUAUUUGACCAAAUCUUUAAUCCGUAUCGUAUCGCGUAUGUCAUCACGAGUAUUCAUGGGUGAAUCCCUCUGCCGCGACGACGAAUGGGUCAGAGCCAGCGGUGACUAUACCGUUCAGUCCUUCAAGACGGGUGACAUUCUGCGGACGUAUCCUCGAUGGUCACGACCCUUUGUGCAUUGGUUCCUUCCAUCAUGCUGGACGCUGCGUAAGAAAUUGGAUGAAGCAAUCCGAUGUCUAAAGCCCCAUCUUGAGCGUCGCAGUGUUAUCUCAGCAGAGGCCGAAGCACAGGGAAAGCCCUCGCCCUUUGACGAUUCGAUUGAGUGGUACAAGAAAGAAGGUUCUACACGUAACCCAGCACUCCUACAAAUCUCAUUGUCACUCGUGGCUAUCCACACAACGUCCGAUUUGCUUAUGGAAACUCUUUUCAACAUUGCCCAGCACCCAGAGUUAUUCCAGCCUCUCCGCGAAGAGAUCACGAAUGUGCUGUCUGCAGAGGGCCUCAAGAAGACAGCCCUGUAUAAUCUGAAGCUCAUGGAUAGCGUCAUCAAAGAGUCUCAGAGAUUGCGACCAGUUUUACUCGGCUCCUUCCGAAGGCAGGCUAUGGCAGACAUUACUCUGCCAAAUGGCGACCUGAUCAAGAAAGGAGAAAAGAUUGUUUGUGAUACAACUCACAUGUGGAACGGCGAUUACUAUGAAGAAGCUGCAAAAUUCGACGGCUAUCGUUUCUUGCGAAUGAGGGAGGCAUCUGAGCAGGACAAGCACCCUCAUCUUGUCAGCACCAGCUUUGACCAUCUGGGCUUUGGCCAUGGCAAUCAUGCGUGCCCUGGGCGAUUCUUUGCGGCUAAUGAGAUCAAGAUCGCAUUGUGUCAUAUACUCUUGAAGUAUGAUUGGAAGCUGGCGGAUGGUGUGGUUCCUAAGCCGUCUGGAUUUGGAAUGAUGUAUUUACCUGAUCUCCAGGCUAAGCUGCUUAUCAGACGAAGAAAUGAGGAGUUGGAUAUUGACUCUAUCGAGACUCAGUAG
Molecule: messenger RNA, 1431 nt
Organism: Fusarium musae
Lineage: Eukaryota; Fungi; Ascomycota; Sordariomycetes; Hypocreales; Nectriaceae
Exons: 4
Coding region: 1-1431 (476 amino acids)
Molecular function (GO): oxidoreductase activity, acting on paired donors, with incorporation or reduction of molecular oxygen; monooxygenase activity; iron ion binding
Source: RefSeq, a predicted model, not a curated record